UUACGCUCUUUCCAGUUCUCGUUUGUGAAGCUUUAAGACAACUUCGGUAGGUCUAGUACAUCGGUACUUCCUUCCUAGCUAAUAAUUUCCCUUGAAGUUCAAUUCCUAUCGUUAAACUGAAAUGAAUCCUUUUCCCGUUAUUCCUCCAAAUCAUGGAAUGAGUCAAAGCAUCAAUACUUCUCCACAGAAUGCAGCGCACGUUUCGCAUAUUCUUCUUUUGUUGCUCAUUGGAGUUCUAGCUUCUUUAGGAGCGCCUCCACCUACUUUACCUUCGCCUGGAAGUUUCAAGGCACGAUGCACGGUUGCUAAUCAAGAAUAUGAUAUCAACGAGACAUGGUACAAAUAUUUAAGAACACCAAAUGCCAACCUCUGUGUUCGCUGCUUGUGCAAAGCGGAUGGAGCUUCAAGUUCAAUAAACUGUGUGAAUAUUACAUGCGACCCAAACACUUGUGCAGAAACUAAAAAGGAUGCUUGCUGCGAUAUCUGCCAAGGCGCUUCCGAAGAAGUAAAGCUUGACCAAAGCCUGAAUACUGAUACAAAAAGUGAAGAUCCCAAACUGCCUUGCCUGCACAAUGGAAGAGUAUAUCAACAUGGGGAAGAAUUUUCAUCCAAUGCUACUGGGCUUCAAGCACAAAAGCCAAACCAGUGCAUUCACUGCAUGUGUCAAACCGGCUUGGUGCUUUGCCGUCUCAGAAACUGUGACUCUGUCCAAUGUCUUUCUUCUGAUACAAAGGAUUGUUGCCCAACAUGUAAAGAUGAACCGGUAAAUGAACACGAAAGUCAAUCAAAUCCGGUUCUGGUUACAAUAAUGGUGUCAGAUGGUCAGUCACAAAGUGGAGAUUGUACUGCUGCCGGUGUCACAUACAGUCAUGGAUCAUCCUGGCAUCCUGUGAUAGGACCGUUUGGGCCUAUGGACUGCGUUUACUGCAAAUGCCAAAAUGGAAAAAUAGAAUGUAGUCGGUUGAAUUGUCCAUCUGUCCAAACACUAUCCUGCUCAAAACCAAUCCAAGUUCCUGGUCAUUGCUGCCCGCUGUGUACUGAUGAAGGCCAAGGAGUAACACCAGUUGUUCAGCCAAAUUUAUAUCAGCCUUCCAUUUCUGUUACCAUGCAGCAAAAAGGCACACAUCUCGAUAAAGAUGUUAGAACAAUGGCAGAUUUCAUAGAAGAAUGCCUACCUCCUGAAACAAAUACUUUAGUUCAUCGAAGUCAGGCUUCUAGCGUCUCCAGCUCUUAUUAUCAAUACGCUUUCCAGUCACUGACCGGUGACCAUAGCACGAGGUUGCUCACUUGGACCAUAGUAGACGGUCAAAUUGGCGAUUUUUCGGAGCAACAUCUUUCUAAAGAAGAACUGAAGCAACUCAUGGGAACCUUCCAAUUCAAGCUGCAGGGGGCUACGAGAACCAAGUUCAUGGAAAAAUUCAUCCGUAAAGCCAAACGACUGCCAGAUCGUUGUGGGACCCGAUGUGUAACCAAAAUACAACGUUUGGAACAAGUCCUUCAUCUAAGAGAAAUCGUACAGACACCAGAAUGUCUUGCACAAGACUUCACACUCUAUUAAUCAACUAACCACAUCUUUUUUUAUUUGAAAUUUGAAAGUAUUGGAAACAAAGUAUGAAGAUAUAUCAUUAGGAACGUGACGCUACUACUAGUUGCCAUUUUUUUCAUGUGACUGUCGUCAAAUUUAGCACUUUGAAUCGUUUAGCAUUCAAACUGUUUCUCUAGCUGCAUUCUCAUCAUCUUUUUGAAUGACUUUCAAAGCAUUCCUAUUUUACAAGACAAGCAUCAGUUUUCUCAGAUGUAUAUACACGUGAUACUAAAACACUGUUGUUCUGUAUCGUAUUUGCAAUUCCUUAUUAAAACAAGUACGUC
Molecule: messenger RNA, 1869 nt
Organism: Stegodyphus dumicola
Lineage: Eukaryota; Metazoa; Arthropoda; Arachnida; Araneae; Eresidae
Product: chordin-like protein 1
Biological process (GO): negative regulation of BMP signaling pathway; cell differentiation
Molecular function (GO): BMP binding
Source: RefSeq, a predicted model, not a curated record